Molecule: messenger RNA, 1353 nt
Organism: Paramisgurnus dabryanus
Lineage: Eukaryota; Metazoa; Chordata; Actinopteri; Cypriniformes; Cobitidae
Source: RefSeq, a predicted model, not a curated record
UCACAGAGGCCCUUACAGGCUACUAUAGUGAUGCUGAACUCUAAUAGUAGAAGCUCAGCAUCACCGAAUGUCACCAUGACAACACUCUGCACAGACUCUCCCACCAAGCCCAAAAAUAGGACCUUAUUUAGCACAGAAUGGCUCUCACUACUCAAACCAUCUGUGAAUCUGAAACCAGAGGUUGGCGGUCUGAAGUUCUCAAAGUCUCUGAAUGACGUGGGCCAAAAGAUGGACACCCUGUACAGCGGUCUUCACUUUAUAGACCGCACAUGCUCAGAUGGGGAGCUGGACACGGAGAAAGAAAAGCACAUAAAAGAUGACCAUGACAAAGCCCACUCUAAUCCAUCUCAUCCUCCAUCAUUCACACUCAACUACAAAUACAUCUCCAGUGCAGGUCCUGAGCACCGCUUGGUUCCUCCUCCAUCAGAUCUUCAGAGAAGCUCAAACUUCCUACGCUUUAUCUUCCCGUUCACCCGCUUAUCCACCGCAGGAAGCUCAGAGAUGGGAAGCUACACCUCGCCGUUGCACAUCCACAAGUCAUCCAGCGUCUUGUUAGAGGUCGCUGAGUCCUGUUGUAUGGAGGAGAUUGGAGAUGAUGAGGUGUUUGAGGAGGACUCAUCUCGACAAAAGCUCAAGGUGGAGGGCUUGAGGGCUCCUCUUUGUUCACUUGACGAGGACAGCGACUUGGAUCCGUGCUCCUCUCCGCUUUCAGAGAAGAACGGCCCCCUCUCGCCCUUCUCUCUUUCUGGGGACUGCUGCAGGUUGGUGGGGUUUACUCACUCCCACCCAGCUCCUUUUACCCGUGGACUCCACCUUAGGUGAUUGACCUUCAUAGUGACAUCACAACCCCCACCUGGAUAUUAUUUCCCACUUUCCUAGUUUCUCCUACCUGUAGAGCUUAUGUGCUGUAAAACUGCUACUGUGUUCUACAUUAGCAGCGUGAUCGCUUCCAUUUCUCUGCUAUUAGCGAUCAAUAAAAGACUCGUACAUGGGUGGAGUUGUCAGUAUUAUAGAUCCAUGUGUUUUAAAGGAAGUACAGGCCUGGCAGUCUGCCCUGUGGACUGUAUGUAAGGGAUAUUAUUGAAGGAUAACCCCAAAAGGGUUAUCAGGAGAUCGGUUUUAUGCUCAUCAUGUACAUUAAAUUUAAUUCUGGUAAAACUGAAACCCCUCCAGUGGCAUUUUGAAUACAGUUAUAUUUAUGCAUGUGGCAGACGCUGUUAUCUAAAGCGACAUUUUUAUCUGUGUGUGUGUUUCCUGGAAAUCAAACCCAUGACCUUUGCAUUGCUAACAUAAUGCACUACCAAUUGGUUGGCAUAAAAGUAACCAAUUAGAAAUAGUAACGUGCAUUGCUAU